Sebastes umbrosus (honeycomb rockfish) is the source of this 1665-nucleotide messenger RNA. RefSeq names its product T-SNARE Domain Containing 1 (gene tsnare1). The record is from RefSeq and is a predicted model, not a curated record. The transcript is spliced from 12 exons. Gene Ontology annotation, cellular component: endomembrane system; SNARE complex; membrane. The coding region runs from base 167 to 1033 and encodes 288 amino acids. Lineage: Eukaryota; Metazoa; Chordata; Actinopteri; Perciformes; Sebastidae. Gene Ontology annotation, molecular function: SNARE binding; SNAP receptor activity. Gene Ontology annotation, biological process: vesicle-mediated transport; vesicle fusion; intracellular protein transport.
GCUUAAUCUGGUCAUAUGACCAGGCAGCAGGAGCAGGUGGUUCUCGGUCACAUGAUGUUGUUAGCCGAGGCUGAGGAGCAGCAACAUCUGAGCUGAAUCAAAGCCCACAUCACUCCCCUACAUUGAAAGGAGCCUGCAGCUGAAACGCCACCAACCAUCAGGCACAAUGUCAUACGGGUCCAUAGACGGAGGCUCUUUUGGCAGUCGCAACCCAUUUGGAGGUCCGACGAGGCAGGGCUACCAGCCAGUGGCCACACAGGUCAGCCCCUCAGAACUGCAAGAUGUCUUUCAGGAGACCUCCUCCAAUAUCUUCCAGAUCAACGCCAACGUUGUCACACUAGAGAAGAAUCUUCAGUCACUGGGGACAUCUAGAGAUACAGCAGAGCUACGGCAGAGUCUACACUCCAUGCAGCAGCAAACCAACAAAGUCAUCACCAGCACAAGCCAACUCAUCAAACAGCUCUCUGAUAUAAUCAGUGGCUCUUCACGGCAAGACCGUCUGCACCUGACCAGACUAAAGACUGAACUCUCAGAGUCUGUGCAGCGCUAUGGGGAUCUGCAGAAGAAAAUUGCCGAGCGUUCAAGGGCCUUGCUCCCUCCAGCACAGAAAGACAAGAAGAAGAGUCCUCAGACCCCGUCCACUGAGCAGCUGGAGGAGGGUCCACUGUUUGGAGAUACAAUGGCAGUGCCCGAGGCAGAGGCAAUGGCUUUCCUGUCUGAGAUCAGCGAGGAGGACGUGGAGGUGCUUCGCCAAAGAGAGGAGGCCCUAAUGCAGAUCGAAAGAGACAUGCUGGACGUCAGUCAAAUCAUGAAGGAUCUGGCCAGUAUGGUGCAUGAACAAGGCGACGCCAUAGACAGCAUUGAAGAUUACAUCCAGACGACAUCAUCCAAUGUGGAAUCGGCCAAUCAGGAGCUUGCAAAGGCCAACCAAUACCAGAGGCAGCUGAGGAAGAGGAAGUGCUACCUCCUGGUGGCCGGAGCCAUCGUCCUCACCAUCCUCAUCAUCAUCAUUGCUGUUUCAGCGAGAAAAUGAGACCGGCCACUGUGGUAGCUGCUGUCAUUACCGUGUCACCGCGGUGCUCCUGCCCAGUCUGAUCCCUGACCUGAGCAGCUGGUUUCCAGUAGGAGGGAGCUGCCCUGCAACAACAUCUCUACUCCAUCAUCUCUGCCUCUGUUUACAUGUGCAUCAGUCUGGGGAUGGAGGCCUUUCUCAGCAUACCAAUUUGUCCAGAGUGAGCCCCAGUCGGAGCUUCUCAUGUAAUCAUCAUUGUGCUUAUUUUUCUUUUUUUUUUGUCGUUUCUGUUUCCUGUGACUCAAAUGUUAUCAUCAAAUGUGAAUUAAGGGAUUACAUCAGAGGCACAAGCUGGGUUGUUUCCUGUAUCCUGUGGAGGGUUACUGGUGUAUGUCACAGACCUUCAGCUCCUAACUUUUUAUCAGAAAUCCAGAUGAAGGUGGAGCAGGAGUUUCAGGCUGAGCUUGAGCUUUACAGUCUUCACUGAUGUACUGUAUGCUCUGUUUCUUUUAUGUAUUUUUACUGAAAUGGAUUUCAUAUUUAUCAGCUUGUAGUGUAAUUUAAUCAGUAUUAUAUUGUAGCGUUUGUUGAUAUUGGUAAAUAUUGUUUGGCCAAAUAUAUCUUCCCAAAUAAAAGUCUAGGUUCAACAGCAA